AUGCCGACCGUGCUGCUCACCUUCGGCUCCGGGGCCUGCGGGGAACUGGGCCACGGCCGCGCCGACGAGGCGCGGCGCACGGAGGCGAGGGCCGUGGAAUUCCCUGUGCCCGGUCAGCACGGCGCGGAGUGCGUGGCGCUGGGCACGGACCACUCGCUCGCGGUGGUCGGAGGCAGCGCCUACCGCUGGGGGCUCCUCGGCGCCCACACCGUGCCGAGGGCGUGGAGGAGCGGCCCUCCGGACGCGCACCGCGAGGCCCCAGAAGUGGUGCCCUCGCCGGCGGCGAUCGCUGGCGGUGCAGGCGGCGAGCCGGGCGGCGUGGGGCCAUUCGACGUGCAGGCGGUGGCCUGUGGAGGGUCGAACUCCUACAUGCUGAGCGCGGACGGCGAGGUCUUCUUGCUGGGGGGGCUGUGGCCUCCAGGAGGCGACCCGUGGAGCGUGCGGCGGCUCUGGGGCGCCGCCGCCGGAGGCCCGCCCUCGCGCGUGGCGCGCGUGGCCGCGGGCUGGCGGCACUGCCUGCUGCUCACCGAGGUGGGCCGCGUGUUCGCCCUGGGGGACGACGAGCACGGGCAGUGCGGCGGGAACAGCACCGGCGGCGCCGCCCUGGCCUUCCCCACGCGCGACGCCAUAGUAGGCAUCGCGGCCGGGGCCUGCCACUCGGCGGCCGUGGACGCCGCGGGGCGCGUGUUCGCCUGGGGCUGCGGGGGCAACGGGCGCCUCGGGCUCGGGGGAGGCCCGGCGCACUGCCGCUCGCCGGCGCCCGUGGACCUCGGCGGCGAGCCCGCGUGCGACGUCGGCUGCGGGGCGAACUUCACCCUCUUCGUGACCCGCGGGGGCGCGGCGCUGUGGGGCUGCGGCAGCAACCGCUGCGGGCAGCUGGGCCUCGGCGCCGCCGACCGCGCCGCCCACGAGGCGCCCGAGCGGCUCGACUUCCCGAGGAGGGGCGACGAGAUCGUAGGCCUGGCCUGCGGCUCCAACCACGCGCUGUGCCUGACGCGCGGGGCCAGCACCGCCCAGCCGCGUCGGCCCAACGACCACGAUGCCGGCCGCCCGGUCGUCUGGGCCUGGGGCUCC
Messenger RNA from Prorocentrum cordatum, 1074 nucleotides. NCBI's taxonomy places the organism in Eukaryota, Dinophyceae, Prorocentrales, Prorocentraceae. The record is from the annotation of a GenBank genome assembly.